Galeopterus variegatus (Sunda flying lemur) is the source of this 4365-nucleotide messenger RNA. RefSeq names its product nuclear VCP-like (gene NVL). Gene Ontology annotation, biological process: ribosome biogenesis. Gene Ontology annotation, cellular component: nucleus. Gene Ontology annotation, molecular function: ATP binding; RNA binding; preribosome binding. Bases 63 to 2510 code for a protein of 815 amino acids. The record is from RefSeq and is a predicted model, not a curated record. The transcript is spliced from 23 exons. Lineage: Eukaryota; Metazoa; Chordata; Mammalia; Dermoptera; Cynocephalidae.
UCACCAGUAAUAGAUGUGGCAAAUAUGUGGACACCGGAGUCUUAGCGUCUGAUUUGCAAAGAAUGUACAGUAUAGACUAUGGUCGAAGAAAAAGAAAUGCUUUUAGGAUUCAGGUAGAAAAAGUAUUUAGCAUAAUUAGUAGUGAAAAAGAGCUUAAGAAUCUAACAGAAUUAGAAGAUCAACAUCUGGCAAAAAGAGCAAGACAAGGUAAAGAGGAUAAUGAGUAUACUAAAAGCUAUUCUGAUGAUGAUUCAGAUGUGGAUGAUUACCCAGAUCCACAGUCAGCAAAUCAAAUGAACAGUUCCCUGCUCUCUUUAUAUCGGAAAGGAAACACUGAUUCCGUUUCACAUACUCCUGAGAUGGAGCAAAGAGAAACCAGCGCUUCGACACUACGGAUAACUUCCAAAACAGGCUCCAUUCCUUUGACGGCCCCUGCCAGAGGUUCUGAGGGAGGAUGGUUUAUUGACAGAACCCCAGGUGGAAAGAAAGAAAGUUUUUUCGUUGACCUAUCAGAUGAGAAAAGUAAUCAUAAGAAGCCAAUAUCCGAGAUACAGGAUUCAAAGGAUUCUUUUCUUCUUGAAAAUGAUAAAAAAAGGAAAGGCAGGCUAAAGAGCACAGGAAACAAAAGGAAGAAAGAAGAUCUUCAGGAGGUAGAUAGAGAAAUAGAAGCUGUGCUGCAAAAGAAAGCUAAAGCCGGGGGCCUAGAAUUGCAGAUUUCCAAUGUGAAGUUUGAAGAUGUUGGAGGGAAUGAUACGACAUUAAAAGAAGUCUGCAAGAUGCUCAUACACAUGCGUCACCCAGAGGUGUACCACCACCUGGGCAUCGUGCCCCCUCGUGGAGUUCUCCUUCAUGGGCCACCAGGCUGUGGGAAGACACUACUUGCACAUGCAGUUGCUGGGGAACUUGACCUGCCAAUUCUGAAAGUAGCUGCCCCAGAGAUUGUAUCUGGAGUAUCUGGAGAGUCUGAGCAGAAGCUGAGAGAACUAUUUGAACAAGCUGUGUCAAAUGCACCCUGUAUCAUUUUCAUCGAUGAAAUUGAUGCUAUUACCCCCAAAAGAGAAGUUGCUUCAAAAGAUAUGGAACGAAGAAUUGUAGCACAGCUUCUAACCUGCAUGGAUGAUCUAAAUCAUGUGGCUGCUACAGCUCAGGUCCUAGUUAUUGGAGCUACUAACCGACCAGACUCAUUAGACCCUGCUUUGAGACGUGCAGGAAGGUUCGACCGAGAAAUAUGCCUAGGUAUACCAGAUGAAGCAUCCAGGGAAAGAAUACUUCAAACUUUGUGCAGAAAACUGAGACUUCCUGAAACCUUUAAUUUUUGUCACUUAGCUCACCUAACGCCAGGUUUUGUUGGUGCUGAUCUGAUGGCCCUCUGCCGAGAGGCAGCCAUGUGUGCAGUCAAUAGGGUCUUAAUGAAGUUACAGGAGCAGCAGAAGAAAAAUCCUGAGGUUGAAGGUUUGCUGUCUGAAGGAGGCCAGGAGGAGAGGCUGGGGACUGAGCUCACUUCUGAAACUCAGGAUGAAUUGCAAAGGCUGCUGGGGUUGCUAAGAGACCAAGAUACCCUCUCAGAGGAGCAGAUGCAAGGACUGUGCAUUGAAUUGAAUGAUUUCAUUGUUGCUCUAUCCUCAGUCCAACCCUCUGCCAAAAGGGAAGGCUUUGUCACUGUCCCUAAUGUGACAUGGGCAGAUAUUGGUGCCCUGGAAGAUAUUAGAGAGGAGCUGACCAUGGCAAUAUUGGCACCAGUACGUAACCCAGACCAGUUCAAAGCUCUUGGAUUGGUGACUCCAGCUGGAGUCCUCCUUGCUGGUCCUCCUGGCUGUGGGAAAACUCUGCUGGCAAAGGCUGUGGCAAAUGAGUCUGGACUAAAUUUUAUAUCUGUCAAGGGCCCUGAGUUACUAAAUAUGUAUGUUGGUGAAAGUGAACGUGCUGUGCGGCAGGUUUUUCAACGAGCCAAGAACUCAGCACCCUGUGUGAUAUUCUUUGAUGAAGUGGAUGCUUUAUGUCCUCGAAGAUCAGACCGAGAGACAGGAGCAAGUGUACGGGUGGUAAAUCAGCUGCUUACAGAAAUGGAUGGUCUGGAAACACGUCAGCAGGUUUUUAUUAUGGCAGCCACUAACAGGCCAGAUAUCAUUGACCCUGCCAUCCUUCGCCCAGGUCGGCUGGACAAAACACUGUUUGUGGGUUUGCCACCCCCAGCAGAUCGUCUUGCCAUCUUAAAAACUAUCACAAAAAAUGGCACCAAACCUCCACUGGAUGCAGAUGUAAAUUUGGAAGAAAUUGCUGGUGACCUUCGCUGUGACUGUUACACGGGUGCAGAUCUCUCUGCUUUGGUACGGGAAGCUUCUCUCUGUGCCCUGAGACAGGAAAUGGCUAGACAGAAGAGUGGAAAUGAAAAAGGUGAACUCAAGGUUAGUCAUAAGAACUUUGAAGAAGCUUUCGAGAAAGUAAAACCAUCUAUAUCAAAAAAGGAUCGAGUGAUGUACGAAGCUCUGAAGCAGUCCCUCAGCUGGUGACAGCUCAGUCAGCUUGGAGGAGGCAUCCAGUGCAACGAGGAGGCGUCCAGUGCAUCGAGCAGGCAGAGAAGCCCACAUGUUGACACAGGAACUCCAUUUGUGAACAUGAGCUUCAAAGACGUAUGCAGCCAGCAAGGUUAUCUGGAUAAGUGUUUGCCUUCUGGAAUUUCCUUUAGAUUGCAUGUUGACAAUGUGCAGUCUGGCCCCACUGACAAGUAAGGCUUGCCCCUGAAGGGAGGAGAGAGAUACUCAGCAAAUGUUCCAGAGAGCUCUUUCUCAGAUGUGGAAGCGAAGAGUUCACGUUAUGUGACAGCCAUUCUGUCUUCCAAGACCAAAGAAAGUCUCAGCAUGGGAAAACUCAAAUGGAAUACACGAGCUUUUCACUUCACCUCCAUCCUCAUACCUGCUCUUCCUCCCUUAUUCCUCAUCACCCAAACUGGAAAUCUUGACAUCUUCAGUUCUGAUUUGUCACCGCCAUUUAUUAUUUAGAAAUGUUUCUGGAAUCUGUCCCUUUGUUCUCACAGACAUUGACCUACUUCAGGCUGUCAUCACCUUUCAUGACUAUUACUAUAGCCUCCCAGUUAAUCUCCUGUUCCAAUCUCUUGUAUCCUGAAACCAGGAUUGCCUUUCCAAAAUAUGAGUGAAUCUUGUCACUUCUCUGCUGAACAUCCGUCACUGGCAUAAAUUCAUCAGUCUGAUUAUACACGGACUUUUUAAUCUGACAUCAACCCAUCUGUGACACCUGUCUCCUCUUUCUUUGACUGGAUUUAUUGUCAUUCCAUUAGAACGCCCUGUUCUUUCACAUGUUUGAGCCUUUGUUCACAAUGUUCCUGCUUCCAGAACGCCUUCUCUGCCUACCACCCACAGGGCCAGCUUUAGGACUUCAAUACCAUUUCCUGAGAAGGUUUGCCCAAUCCCUCUGCUUUUGGCUCAAACUGCAUUUUCCACUGACCUGGACUGACUGUGGCGCUCCUUUUAGAUCAGCUGUUUAAGUACAAUACUAGGCUGAGAGUCUCAGUGGCAGACCCCCACUCACUUUUGCAUCUAUAGCACUUGACACAUAAUAAGAACAAAGUAACUUUUUAAUUGAACAACUGAAUCACUUAAUUCCAUGGCACAAGGCACAGUUCAUAUUGGCGAGAUUUAUGGAGAUUUGAUGUUGUUUCCACCCCAGGUGUCUACCAAAGUGGAACUUCAUGGCUGUCUGAAGACUAGCUGGCAAGGUUUUGUAGGUGGGGCUUCCUCUGGCAUUUGGUUCUUGCUGUUCAGAAGCCUUUUUAGCAGUACAUACUUCUCUCUUGCUGAGGAGCCCUCAAUAUGGCCAAGGCAUUCAAAAGAAACUGUUUCUAAGAGCCUGGCCUACACGAGCUUUCUUCAAAAUAGAAAUCUCCUCUUUCAAGAGGAGAUUAUAAAUAUUUAUUACAGCCAAAAUUCUAAUUACCUCCUGCACAGACAGGAAACCCUGCUCUCCCACUCUGGCUGACUGUGAGCCUGGAAAGUGGACAGUGGGUCUUCUUUUCAGAUUCCAAGAAGUUUUGCUAGAUUGAAAUUUCUUAAAAUUAGUACUGCAGAAAACUAAAUGAGUUCCGUGGUUGCAGAAGGCUUUAGAAGCGAAGAUACUGCGUGAGGUAAAUAGCUGAGUUCAGGGAGCUAUAGAAAUGCUAUUUCACAGCAUGUGAGGAAGUCAAUUUUUCAGAUAAAACUCUCCUUGAGGGGGCUGGUUGGUUAGAGCGUGGUGUUAUAAUACUGAGGUCCCUGUACUGGUCAGCCACCACCCUGGAAAAGAAAAAGCCCUACUUGAAAAGGGGAUCAAAAGCAAAUUAAUUAAUUCAACAAACACUUCCUGAGCAUCUAC